Messenger RNA from Manis javanica (Malayan pangolin), 1638 nucleotides. It is a transcript of the gene SLC25A35, whose product is annotated as solute carrier family 25 member 35. Lineage: Eukaryota; Metazoa; Chordata; Mammalia; Pholidota; Manidae. The record is from RefSeq and is a predicted model, not a curated record.
CUGGUUACCCGGAGCGAAGCUGCAGUGGGCUCCGGCAGCUGCCGGGGAACGCUUCUGCCUAGUCGGAGUUACGACUUCCUUCCCAGAUCCAGACUUGUUGCUGCUCCGGGGACGCCCCUGGAUCCUUUUACUCCUUAAUCUGCUGGUUUUAUUUUUCCUUCCCUCUCGGUUCCCAUCUCCGUACUCCGGGUUUCCCUCCUUUUUGGGCCCCGUAGCUGGCCAUCCAUCCUUAGCAUCUCAGCUUCCCUCCGGCUGUCCUCCUGGCUUCUGCCCCUCCUUGACCUCAAAUCUCUUGGCCAACAGGACCCUGUCAUAACUUCUCGCCAGACUCUUUUAAAAUCCUCUUUCUUCUCUUUGCCAGCUCCUGACGCCCAAAUUCCAGCUAAGACUUGACCUUUUGACAUUUGGCCCUGACACUCUUGGAGCCAGACCUCUGAAUUCCUACUUUCUAUAACAUGGACUGCUGAAAUUGAGAUCUUCCCCCGAUUUCUGACCCUAUUUCUGAAGCUCAUUUUAAUUCCUUACUCCUGGACCCGUUCUUGCUUCUGCUACCCCACCAUGGACUUCUUGAUGAGUGGCCUGGCAGCCUGUGGGGCCUGUUUGUUCACCAACCCCCUGGAGGUGGUGAAGACCAGGAUGCAGUUGCAGGGAGAACUGCAGGCCCCCGGCACCUACCAGCGGCACUACCGAAACGUCUUCCAUGCCUUCAUCACCAUCGGCAGGGUGGAUGGCCUGGCUGCCCUGCAAAAGGGCCUGGGUCCCGCCCUCUUAUACCAGUUCCUGAUGAAUGGCAUCCGGUUGGGAACCUACGGGCUGGCUGAGGCCGGUGGCUACCUGCACUCCGAUGACGGCUCCCUCAGCCCUGCCCGCAGCGCAGCAGCUGGAGCCCUGGCUGGGGUCAUGGGAGCCUACUUGGGGAGCCCCAUCUACAUGGUGAAGACACACCUACAGGCACAGGCAGCCUCAGAAAUUGCCGUAGGGCACCAGUAUAAGCAUCAGGGCAUGUUUCAGGCACUAACCAAGAUUGGCCAGAAACAUGGUCUGGUGGGGUUGUGGCGUGGGGCCAUGGGCGGCCUGCCCCGAGUUAUCAUCGGUUCCUCCACCCAGCUGUGCACCUUCUCAUCCACCAAGGACCUCAUGACCCAGUGGGAGCUAUUUCCUCCCCAGAGCUGGAAAGUGGCUCUGGCAGCCUCCAUGGUGAGUGGCAUUGCGGUGGUCCUGGCCAUGACGCCCUUCGAUGUGGUCAGCACAAGGCUGUACAACCAGCCCACAGAUACUCAGGGCAAGGGCCUCAUGUACCGGGGGAUGCUGGAUGCUCUGCUGCAGACUGCUCGGACAGAGGGCAUUUUUGGCAUGUACAAGGGUAUAGGUGCCUCCUACUUCCGCCUAGGUCCCCACACCAUCCUUUCCCUCUUCUUCUGGGACCAGCUGCGCACCCUCUACCACACUUACACCAAAUAACAGCAGCCACUCUUCCACAUUCCUCCAAAUCGGCACUCCUUGGACACUUCUGCCUCCAUUACCAUGCCCUGGUGACGCCUGACCAGAUGAUCUUUCAUCCAUCCAAGGGGGAAGCCAACCCCACUCCCCAUCUGUUUUCUCAGGGUUGAAUCACUGCAAGAGAGUUUUUCCACCUUC